Lates calcarifer (barramundi perch) is the source of this 1269-nucleotide messenger RNA. RefSeq names its product M1-specific T cell receptor beta chain. Lineage: Eukaryota; Metazoa; Chordata; Actinopteri; Centropomidae. The record is from RefSeq and is a predicted model, not a curated record. Bases 69 to 974 code for a protein of 301 amino acids. The transcript is spliced from 8 exons.
CUCCACUCGGGUCUCAAGUGUUGUCUUGUUGCAUUUUCAGUCAUUUUACUUCCUCCUUCAAAGUCAAAAUGAUCCCCGGCAUCACCACCUUGACUUUCUUUAUACUCUGGACUGCAGGUGUUUCUCAGUCUGUGACGAUCACUCAGUGGCCCCACUACAUCUCUAGGCCUCCUGGUGGCUUGGCAGAAAUUCACUGUUACCAGAAUGAUACUGACUAUGAAUAUCUGUACUGGUACAAACAGCUGAGAGGAAAAGAUAUUCAGUUAGUAGUUGUUUUAGUAGUUGGUACUCCAAAUUUUGAAGAGGGAUUCAAAUCUGGUUUUCAGGCAGUGAAAGUGAAUGAGAAGCAAUGGUCUCUGACAAUAUCCAGCGUUCAGGAGAAAGAUGAGGCUUUUUAUUUGUGCGCUGCCAUCAGGUAUGAUGUGAACAACUACAACCCAGCUUACUUUGGCAGUGGCACCAAACUGACAGUGUUGGAAAGAAAUAUCACCCAACCAACAGUGACAGUGUUUAAACCUUCAUUACACGAGUGUGAAAACAAGAACGAGAAGGGGACAGGCGUUACAAAGAAGAAGACCUUACUUUGUGUGGCCAGUGGGUUCUACCCAGACCAUGUUAGUGUGUCAUGGAAGGUUGAUGGGAAGAAAGUCGACAAAAAUGUGUCGACUGACAGUGCUGCCCAGCUGGACGGUGAUUUCUACAGAAUCACCAGCAGGUUGAGGGUCCCUGCUAAAGACUGGCACAACCCCAAGAAAUACUUCCAGUGCAUCGUCAGCUUCUUCAAUGGGAAUGAAACUAAGCAUUUUGAAGGCUCAAUUAAGGGUGAAGCAGAUCCGGUAAAAAGAGCAAAAUAUCUGAAGAUCACACAGAGUGCCAAACUCUCCUACAGUGUUUUUAUCGUCAAGAGCUGCAUCUAUGGAGCCUUUGUAGUGUUUCUGGUGUGGAGACUUCAGGGUUCAGCUGGAAAGGACUGAUGUGAGAGCUGAGCUGUGGCAAAUGAACUCUGGGAUGGAUUAAAGUGCUUUCUGUAAAUACAACUGAAAACAAAGUAGUUAUAUUUCUAUAUUUCAGUGCAUUUAAACUCAUAUAUCUAAUCCUGCAGACAGUAGAUGGAUGGUUUUUGUGCUUACUGUUGUUACAAUGCUAGACUGCCAUGCUGGUUCAUUUGGAACCAGGUUUUUAUAGAUACUUAAUAAUUCUGUGUAUUAGUUUUUGGUUGUGAAAUACUUGUUUGCUUAACUUUCUUCUCAAUAAAAGCAUUUCAGGGAA